AUGAUUUGUUUAUUGAUUGUAUUUGCAGCAUUUGCAUCUGCUAAAGAAUUUUAUCAAUAUAGUAUUGUGAGAACUGGAGAAGAUAAAAAAAUUACUGGAUAUUCAGUUUUUGAAGUUGAUAAAUGUUAUAGAAUUACUUUAACUACUUAUCAAUUAAUUUCACAAAAGAAUGGAGAAACUGCUGCUGAUGAAGGAAAAUAUUUCUUCAAUACAUUCUCAGAUAAAGAAUGUAAAACUCUUUCAGGUGGAGAAUCUGCUACUGCUGUUCAAUAUACUAUUGAAGGGUUAAAGGGUUUAAACAUCUUUGAAGCCAAACCAGCUGAAAGUAACAAAUGUGUAGAAACUGCUGUUAAUACAUUUGCUGAUGACAAAUGUACAGAAGUAAUUCCAGCCACUUCACAAUUUGUUUGUAAUCAACCAACUGAAGUUAAAACAUGUAAUAAAUCUGGUGAUUUCUAUGUAAAGACAUCUGUUGUUCAUGGAUAUCAAGGUACAUUCUACUAUUCUGAUGAAGAAUGUCAAGUACCUACUGGAUAUGUAGAAAAUCAAAGAAAAUGUGGAGUUUGUGGACCAUUAUCAGCUUCAUUUAGUAAAGUUGAAGAUAUUACUUACACAAAAGUCGCAUGUGAAAAUGACUGCUAA
Messenger RNA from Entamoeba dispar SAW760, 642 nucleotides. RefSeq lists its product as uncharacterized. NCBI's taxonomy places the organism in Eukaryota, Evosea, Mastigamoebida, Endamoebidae. The transcript has a single exon. The record is from RefSeq and is a predicted model, not a curated record. Bases 1 to 642 code for a protein of 213 amino acids.